AUGAUAUUACUAAAGACGGCAUUCAGCAAAUUCACUAAUGAAGAAUCCAAUCCAUUGCUUAUUGAUAUUGAAGAUGCAGACAAUGAAGGAAACGAACUAGUACAACCUCAGAUUAGAAGAGAAGGACAGAAGAAGUUUUCAACACCUAAGAAGAAAACUAAAAAUCAAACUGGUGGUGUGGGGGAACGUGUUAAUCGCACACCAGCUCAUUCAAUGCGAAGGGAUCUUAAAGUUGUAGUUUUGAGCUCAGAUUCAAGUUUCAUUGAAAGUUAUGACUUGACAGAAGACAGUGGACUAAAUAGGGAAAAUGAAUUGAGAACAAAAAGACGUUUUGAUAGAUGUAAAACAAAAGGUGAUGAAGUUGUUGUUAUAAACUCAUUUUCAGGAAAAGAUAAUGUUACUGUCAAGAACCUUGACGAAGAUGAAGACUCUGAUUUUGAGGCUGACAUAACUGUGGUAACAAGGAAAAAGAGAAGCCAUCAUACUUCAUUCAAAGAUGAUGACAAAGAAAAUGUGAAGAAAUUUAAAAGACAAAGGAAUAAAGAAGGAAAUGUGUUGAAGCCAAGAAAACAUCCUAAAGUUGUAGCAAGUGGUGCAGAAGAAGCUAAGCGAAUACAAGUACGGACAUCUCCAAAUGUUUUGUACAGUUGUAUGCAUAACCUUAGCAAGGAACAGGAAGCUUAUAUUUCUUCUAUUGGUCUGGGGCAUUUGUUGAAGAUGAAAGUGGAUGGGUGUGCAUCAAUUAUGGGGCAUUAUAUUGUAAGGAAUUUUAACGCAGAUAGGAUGGUACUCAAACUUCAUCAUGGAGAGAUACCAAUCAAUCGACAAGUUAUUCACGAAAUGUUGGGUCUGCCUCUGGGACAUGUUACAAUAAAGUCUAUGCCUUAUAGAGAAGUCACAGAUGACACGAUAACUAUUUGGAGAAAACAAUUCGAAGAUGAAGAUAAUAUUAGACCAAGGGUAGUUCAACAAGUUAUUAUGCAGUCAACAUGUGCGGAUUUAAUGUUUAAAGUAAACAUCUUUGUCCUGUUGUGUAAUACACUAGGUCAGUCGAUGAGCAUGAGCACAUGUGACCUGUCGAUGUUAUCAAAAGUGACGAAAGAUCUGGAUCUAAGUGACAUUGAUUGGUGUGGAUAUGUUUUUGAUUGCCUUAAGGAGACAAAAAGUGCGUGGAAUCCAAACAACAAAAAAGGAUUCUAUGUUGGGCCAAUUAUAUUACCGCUGGUAGGAUUUGUUUUAAAUUAA
This is a messenger RNA of Lactuca saligna, 1245 nucleotides long. NCBI's taxonomy places the organism in Eukaryota, Viridiplantae, Streptophyta, Magnoliopsida, Asterales, Asteraceae. The record is from the annotation of a GenBank genome assembly.